AUGUCUCACCAAACUGGGAUUCAAGCUAAUGCAGAAUUAAAAAAGUACUUUAGCAAAUGUCGAGAUGGAAAAAUCAGAGUUGUAAAAAUUAGCAUAGAAAAUGAACAAUUAACAUUAGCAAAGUAUCAACCUGUUAAAGGAACAUUUGAAAAUGAUUUUGAUAAAUAUGUUCCAUCAUUAAUUGUGGAAGAUCUGCCGUGUUAUAUAUUGUACAGAUUUGACACAACAAAUUCCUUAGGGCAUGAAUGGCUUCUAUUAAGUUGGUCUCCAGAUAGUGCUCCUGUAAGGCAUAAGAUGUUAUAUGCUUCAACUAAAGCCACUCUGAAACAGGAAUUUGGUUCGGCUCACAUAAAGGAUGAAAUGCAUGCUACAAGUAAGGACGAAGUGUGCUUGAAAGGUUAUAAAGCUCAUGUGAGUGGGGUGAACGCCCCCGCACCACUCACAGAUAGGGAGGAAGCAUUAAAAGAGCUACAGCACAGUGAACAUGAUCCCAACUAUAGUACUGAUUCUAGACAGUCAACGAUGGGAGGGAUAUCGUUCCCAAUAACAGAGUCGGCUAGUCAGGGCAUACUCGAUCUCCAACAUGGUUCCUACAACUAUCUACAGUUUAAAAUAGAUUUAGAAGAAGAGAAAAUUUGCUUAUCAAAAGCAGCGGUUAUCAGUUUAACGGAGUUGCCAUCUCAAGUACCGAGUGACCAAGCGAGGUACCACCUGUACAUAUUCAAGCACACGCAUGAAGGCGAUCAUAUGGAGAGUAUAGUUUUCAUCUACUCAAUGCCCGGAUACAGCUGCAGUAUAAAGGAAAGAAUGAUGUACUCCAGUUGCAAAGGUCAAUUCCUAGAAAUUAUUGAAAAAAUGGGCCUCGUUAUUGCAAAACGGCUCGAAAUAGACGAUGGAAAAGAAUUGACAGAAGAAUACUUAUAUGAUGAGAUCCAUCCAAAGAGAAAUUUGCAUCGACCGGCAUUCGCUAAACCAAAAGGCCCCCCCAAUAGAGGGGCCAAAAGGAUAACUAAAGCACAAUCAGCUCAA
Molecule: messenger RNA, 1029 nt
Organism: Brenthis ino (lesser marbled fritillary)
Lineage: Eukaryota; Metazoa; Arthropoda; Insecta; Lepidoptera; Nymphalidae
Source: the annotation of a GenBank genome assembly